AUGAGUGGGAUGCAGUGUAUCAAGUACCUGGUGUUCGCGUUCAACUUUCUCUUCUGGUUGGCAGGCACAGGGGUCCUGGCAGUGGGGCUGUGGCUGCGUUUUGACUCCAGAACCUCUGGACUCUUUGAAGGAGAGGAUCCCCCCACUGUCUUUUUGACAGGGGUGUACAUCCUGAUUGCAGCUGGGGCCCUGAUGAUGGUGGUUGGCUUCCUGGGAUGUUGUGGAGCGAUCAAAGAGUCUCCAUGCAUGCUAGGAUUGUUCUUUAUCUUCCUCCUCAUAAUCUUUGCUGUUGAAGUUGCAGCUGGAAUCUGGGGAUUUUCCAACAAGGACACGGUGAUUGAGGAUGUAACUGAAUUUUAUAAACAAACCUAUACCAACUAUAAAGACACCAAACAGGAGGCUCUAAAGGAAACUCUGCGCCUGAUCCACUUUGGGUUGAAAUGCUGUGGCCCCACAGGAACUGUGAUCGAUGCAGCCAAAGACAUCUGCCCCAAUCAGGAGGGCUUGGAAGUUCUCAUUACAACGAGCUGCCCAGCUGCAAUUGAUGAGAUGUUCAACAAUAAACUUCACAUCAUUGGUGGGGUUGGCAUCGGUAUUGGAAUCAUUAUGAUUUUUGGCAUGAUCUUCAGCAUGAUGCUCUGCUGCGCUAUUAAGAAAUCCAGAGACUUUGUGUAA
This is a messenger RNA of Knipowitschia caucasica, 675 nucleotides long. The record is from the annotation of a GenBank genome assembly. NCBI's taxonomy places the organism in Eukaryota, Metazoa, Chordata, Actinopteri, Gobiiformes, Gobiidae.